This is a messenger RNA of Psilocybe cubensis, 1107 nucleotides long. RefSeq lists its product as uncharacterized. The transcript is spliced from 8 exons. Gene Ontology annotation, biological process: endoplasmic reticulum calcium ion homeostasis. NCBI's taxonomy places the organism in Eukaryota, Fungi, Basidiomycota, Agaricomycetes, Agaricales, Agrocybaceae. Gene Ontology annotation, cellular component: endoplasmic reticulum. Gene Ontology annotation, molecular function: calcium ion binding. The coding region runs from base 1 to 1107 and encodes 368 amino acids. The record is from RefSeq and is a predicted model, not a curated record.
AUGGCUUCAUUUUUGAAUACCUUUUUCCAGUCCAUAACUCCUCCUCCCGUUGUUACUCCCGAACACUACGACGGCUACGAGCUCAGAUGGAAGGCCCUCGUCUUCAGGCCAGCCUUGCUCAGGACUGAAGCUUAUCUUUUGGUCGGAAUUUUGUUUUACGUUCUCUUUGGAUAUCUGGGUGCUUCCGUGAAUGCGAGGAAAGCAAAGAAUUGGCUUGCUGUUCACCUCCCGACUUACGAACGCCAGUUUUCGAGGCCACAAGCAAAGGGUGGUUUGAUCUCGGACGGAAACUCCGACUUCUUCAACUUUUCUACCGGACGGCGCAAUGUUGCUUCUUUGCACACGAUCUUUACUUUACGGCCACGUCAUGAUUUCUUCCAAUGGGUUUUCCAACUAGGCCGCACCUUCGUAGACCUGCACUAUCGACCCGUUGACGAUGUACAGCUGGACUUCAAGCUUGCUCCAGGGGCACUCGCGGAUAACUUUGUAUGGGCUGUCGUAGCCAAAGAUGAACUCCUCUCUGUGAAGAACAACCGUUGGGAUUUGACUUUCCUCAGGUCCGGUGAAAACCCCACUCUUCCGCCCCACUUUGUGGUUAUGACUGAAUUUGCGGAUGUCACUGAGAACCUUCUCAAACCUCUUGGCAAUUUCUCAUUGCUCUCUGUCCUGCAAGAUCCCAAAAUUCUGCCCUUCUUCCGCUCACUCUCCAUUACUGACCAGCCACGAGAACGCCCGGUAUUACCUCUUGCCCCAGAAGAGCGCGAAAAGCAUGUCAUUCUGACUCUAUCUGCCGACUCUUCAUAUGCCGAGGAGACCAUUCCUCUCGUCAACUCCAUCUUCCAGCUCAUCGACUCUCUUAACAAGAUCAGCCUUCGACCAGAAACGAAGUCCAAACUGAAAAGGUUCCGGGAAGACAUGGACAAGGCUCUCAAGGAGGACGCCGAAAAAGAAGCUAAGGAGGAGGCCCAGGACGCCAAAAUCGCCGCGAAGCGUAAGGCUGAGCAAGAGCGUAUUGCAAAGCUUAGUGCCGCGGACCAGAAGAAGGAACUUGAAAAAGAGCGCAAGCGCACCCUGCGUAAAUCGCAGGGCAAGGUCGUACGCAAGUAA